UUUGAAGUUUCUCUUGCUUUUGUCUCUUUCUAUGCAACUUUUGAGAGGUUUGACUGUACUUUCAAGAACCAGGUGAUUGCUAAGGCGCAUUAUUCAAAUAAUAACAUGUAUAAAGCUUAUUAAAUUCCCUAACAAUUGUAAGAUUAUGACUUUUUAAAUCAUUAAGGCUGAAAUUAUCUGGAUGAAAUGGCCUUUGAAAUCAAAAUUAGGUUCCUUUAAAUAAUAAAAGCACAAAAACAUAAGCUCACAUGAAAGGUGAGUCUAGAUCUUGAGUAUAAUUAGAAGAUGAUUUCGUGCUUAAAAUAUGGUUUAUCUCCCUAAUCACUUUUAAAUCAAUUAAUUGAUGUAUUUUUACACAUAAAUACAUGAUAUGCAAUCCCAUGGUUCUUUGCAAACAUAUUAUCAAAAAUCACUCACUGACAAGGGAGGUGACCCACCUGGUACGAUUUGAUUCGGGAAAUUUCAUGAUGAAUCGAUGGAAAUAAGUUAAAAAAGAUGUUUGGCGAAGUCAUAGGACCUGCAAAUUUUCGCUUCAAUUUUUAUUCCAAUUUUAUGUCUAAUUCAGACCCAUUGUAAUGAACUGAAACUAUGAAAAAUUGCCAUUCUCAAGUUGAGACUAACAUUCAUUUUGUUUAGUUUGUUGUGCAAUGUCUUUGUUUUUGUCAUUUUCAAUUCAUUACAAUAGGUCUGAAUUAGACUUAAAAUUGGAAUAAAAAUUGAAGCGAAAAUUUGCAGGUCCUAUGACUUCGCCAAACAUCUUUUUUAACUUAUUUCCAUCGAUUCAUCAUGAAAUUUCCCGAAUCAAAUCGUACCAGGUGGGUCACCUCCCUUGUGAGAGUUCAUUUAUUGUUUAACGCAGAUCAAGAAUACGAAGCUUGUUCGAGCCUUUUAAACAGAGCGCUCUUUUGCAAAGAGUUUGCUAAAAGGCAUGAAUAUUGGUAAUGGCGCUAAAUGGUAACUUUUUAAACUAGAAAAUUUAGUGGAUCGUUUAAGCCCAAAGAGUAACUAUAGUAGUUAAACUACUCAUUGUUUAAGCUUCUUACUUUUCACUAAAUCAGCUUUCUAGAUUUGUUUACUUAUUUAAUGUAUGGCGAUUGGGCAGCCAUGCUCUGGACCCUCAGCAGAUGAAAUUAAAGCUCGGAUCCAGGCUCAGCUUGCUAGCAGGAUUGCUGCUUUGAGUCAAACCUUAGCUGCCUCUGACCUGUUGAGACGUACAUCUACCAUUGUACCUGGAACCAAAACCGUUUCAAAGCCUGCAACUCUAAUUCUGGACCACGAAGGCAGAACUGUUGAUAUUACUGGUAAAGAAGUUCAACUGACUCAUCGUAUGCCCACUUUAAAAGCAAAUAUUAGAGCUCAAAAAAAAGUACAAUUCAAAUUGACUCAAGAACGAACUCAGGCAGUCAGUAAAUUUUACGAUCCGCGGGUUGAAACCAAACCCACAGUUCGAGCAAAACGUAGUUUCGCAUUCCACGAACCCGGAAAAUUUGAGACUCUUGCUCAGAAAAUUCGUCAAAAAGCAAAAUUGGAAGUGUUGCAAGAAGAAAUAGCGAAAGUCGCUAUGAAAACUGGAAUUUCAUCUGCUGCACGACUCGCUAUAUUAAGUGGCAUUUCAUCAAAGAAAGAAAAUAAGGAAGACGAUAUUCCUGAAAUUGAAUGGUGGGAUAGUCUUUUGUUGAAAGACAGUAGUUAUGGAGCCUCAAUCAACAGCGAUAAGCCUCCGGAAGAAAAAUAUGAAGGUAUCACUUACCUUAUAGAACAUCCUAUGAAAAUGACACCACCUGGGGAACCUAACAAGGUGAUGCCACUACCAGUGUUUCUGACUAAAAAAGAACGCAAAAAAUUACGCCGUCAGAAUAGGAGAGAAGAAUACAAAGAGAAGCAAGAAAAGAUACGUUUAGGAUUGGAACCGCCGCCAGAACCAAAAGUGAAAAUGUCCAACAUGAUGAGAGUCUUACGAGAAGAAGCCAUCAACGAUCCUACUAAAGUAGCCGUUCAAGUUGGAGAACAGGUGGCUAAACGACAAAAGGCACACGAGGAAGCUAAUGCUGCUAGAAAAUUAACUUUUGAUCAAAAAAGACAAAAGAAAUUGAAGAAAGUGAAAGAAGACACAAGUUUAGGAGUUCAUGUGGCCGUUUAUCGUGUUUUAAAUUUAUCAAAUCCAGCCAAGAAAUUCAAAAUUGAGGUGAAUGCUAAACAACUUACGAUGACCGGUGUUAUCGUAUUAUUUAAAAAUGUAAAUGUUAUUGUUGUUGAAGGAGGACCUUCGCAACAGAGAAAGUUCAAAAAAUUGAUGCUUCAGCGAAUCAAAUGGAGCGAAGAAACUGUUUCAGAUGAAUCAGACUCUGAAAAGAAGAUUCAGAACAAAUGUCUAUUGAUCUGGGAGGGUAUGGUUAAGAAUAGAGCUUUCGGCGAAAUAAGAUUCAAAAAUAGUCCCAAUGAAAGUUUUGCCCGACAAUUUUUUAAAAAACAUUGUGUCCAACAUUAUUGGGAUUUAGCUUAUAGCUCAAUUUUAGACAAUUAACAUUGAAAUUAAAACUCACCAAUGUUUUAUUUAUGAGUAGACGAUGAUGAUUACUCAUAUGUAUGUUUGUUCUAAAGAAACUGAUAAAUAAAUUAUGCUCGUUGAAUGA
This is a messenger RNA of Tetranychus urticae (two-spotted spider mite), 2633 nucleotides long. Lineage: Eukaryota; Metazoa; Arthropoda; Arachnida; Trombidiformes; Tetranychidae. The record is from RefSeq and is a predicted model, not a curated record.